UACACGCACUAAAUGGACGCCAUCUUGCUGACGUAGCGGAAAGGGAGGGACUUUCGACCAAUUUUUCAGAGCUGAAUAAUGGCUGCCACCGACUCAGCGGUAUCGGAGCAAGCAGAAGCUAUUUUGUACAGAUGGACAGAUGAGGACACCAGGGCGCUCAUUCACUGGCGGGCAGCCAAUCCCUCCUUGUUCACAGGGAGGAGGCAUGCCAGUAUUGAAGCUUACAAUGUCUUCUUAAAAGAAAGAGGCCUUGAGGGUAAGGUGGAGCCCAAGGCCCUGAAGAAAAGAUGGGAGAACCUGGUCUCCAAAUACAAGGUUAGAUGCUGUCUUGGCCCAUGUACAGACCUUAAGCGUCCCCGAACCGGGGUGAGCACAGAGGGGGGUGGGGUCACUGCCGCUUCUUGGAAAUGGUACAGCUUCAUGGAUGAGGCAAUAGGGAGCAGGCCGUCUGUGACACCACCUGUCCUCUUUGCCUCAUCCAGCCCGGAGGUGGCAGUGACCACACCCCAUCCUGUGGAGACGGGCACCACCUCCACCCUGUCGACCCCAAAAAGACGGCGGGUAGACAGGGUGGAGGACAUACUGGCUGCCUUAAAAGACAGCGACAGACAGAAUAUGGAGGCACUUGAGGAGAUGGAGAGAGUGCAGCAGCGGAGAGACGAGGCCAGGGAAAGAGAGGCGAGAGAGGCUGCAGAACGGGAGGAGAGGAGGCACCAGGAGCUGAUGGAGAGAGAAGAAAGGAGGCACAGGGAGAUGAUGGAGAGGGAGGAAAGAUUUUACAGGGAUUUGAGGGAGAGGGAAGAGAGGAGGGACAGGGAGGUGGCUAGAAGGGAGGAGCGCCUCAUGGCGGUUUUAGAGAGGCUUUGUAAAUAA
This is a messenger RNA of Melanotaenia boesemani (Boeseman's rainbowfish), 873 nucleotides long. RefSeq names its product trihelix transcription factor GT-3a-like. The transcript is spliced from 4 exons. The coding region runs from base 79 to 873 and encodes 264 amino acids. NCBI's taxonomy places the organism in Eukaryota, Metazoa, Chordata, Actinopteri, Atheriniformes, Melanotaeniidae. The record is from RefSeq and is a predicted model, not a curated record.